Rodentolepis nana is the source of this 3309-nucleotide messenger RNA. The record is from the annotation of a GenBank genome assembly. NCBI's taxonomy places the organism in Eukaryota, Metazoa, Platyhelminthes, Cestoda, Cyclophyllidea, Hymenolepididae.
AUGUCUAAAAAGAGUUUAAAUUCACUAAAAGUACCUAAAAAGGCAGCAAAAGAAUCUACCUUAGAGCCAGUUGAAAUUGAUUCCAAUGAUUUUACGGAAGAAAUUGGUGUGCAUUUGCAAGAUACCUAUCGAUUUCGAAAGCUUGCAAAUGAAGCCAUCAAGAUUGAAAGUGCCUGGCUUAUCCACAAUCGUAGCUUAGAUGAAGAAUUUGUAAAAGCAAGAAAACGGAUGCAAAUUGGAGAUUCUCUAAAUCAAUCAAAGCCAGUUAAUGUUUCUUCCUUUUAUGGCUUCUUAUUUUCCAAAAGUUGGAAGGUUGUUAUAUCAAUUGCAAAUAACGGUUUGAAAGCUGGUAACGUUCAAUAUACACGUCUUGGAAAACCCGAGAAUGGAGUUGUUUUAAGCCAGUGUGCUGAUAUCGGACUUGCCCAUCUUUCCUACUCACAGUCCCGAGGGGAUGAAUCGUACUAUGCGGAUGAAUUGGAAGCGGAAUCCGAUUCGACUUGUUUCUAUAUAAUUCUAGUCCGGUGGUUAAAGAGCAAAGUUUACAUUGUCUCACUGAACUCAGAAUCGGAGGAGCAUAAUCUGGAUCCCCAACCUAAUCACACUUGUCAUAUGACAAAGUGGAGCCGUAUGGAUCCUCUUGAUCCAAACAAACUCUCCCUGUCGGACGUCUUUCAUUAUAACCAAGUCUACCUAUACGAAUACAAUGACGACUUUGAAUUAAAAACAAGUCUUGAUCAUGUUGUGCCUUUUGCUGUGAUCAAGUGCCAGUGGAACAUAACCCCGGAAAUUGUGUCUACGUUCAACACUUUAAAUGAUGGCCUCAUUUUAAUUUCAUGUCCAAAGAAAAACGUGAGCAAUCCGAAAAAGUCCCUUCUUGGUUCACCCCCGUCUUCUUUCAAGAUUCCCGUUUGUGAAAGCAGUGUCCCAAAUGCUGAUAAAGUGCUCAAAAGAGGUCGUCACGUAUCUGCUCUAUUUGCAUCACCCGCGACUCCCUCGUAUUCAUUUGGAACUGUACCAACAGUACCAGAAACGGCAACAGAUUAUCCCAAAUAUCCCAUCCGCAGAAGAGUCAAGCAUGUUCCCUUGCCAAUCAGCCCCUCCGAUCCUCUUAUAGCAAGUGGUCGGGCUAGGCUGGCUGCUUUGGAGAAGAGGCCAAUCAAUUUCCCCACUCCGAACGGGAAUGUUCCCUCUUCGAGCAUUGUAAAUACGUGUUAUCUUGUUUGGCCGGUUUCACACCAACUAGGCCACUCUGAUGGUGCGGCUAUCAACAGUUGGCAAUUCCCUGUGGAUAUUUUGUCUUUCUAUGGACCAACGGCUGGGAUAUUUGAGGGCCUGCAAGUCUAUUUGCUUUUUUUGUUUCCUCGGCUUGUAAUCUCAGAUUUGAUCUCCUUUUCCCAUUUGCAUCACGAGUUGGCAGGUAUCCGAGAUCCGAUCACCUCUCCACUCGAUCCAACCGUUAGUUCUGAUGUUCGGGAUCCAAGGAGACUGAGAGAACAGCUUUCGAAUCCUGCCCCACAACCCCCGCCCUCUUGUCUUCCCUACGUUCGUAUUGAUUGCCUCCGAGAAUGGACAGUGCCGAAUAAGGAGAAUGUUGAGAAUGUUUCCCGCGAAACGCCUGGUCAGUUUGCAGGAUAUAAGGGAAAUUACUUCCUUCUUUCUUUGCCAGAAGACUACAGACAACAGGAACCAAUAAUCAAAUUGUUUGAUACAUUAAAAAUGAGGGAAUUGGCCUGCCUUAUCAAAAUGCCUUGCCAAACAACUGCGGUUUUGUACAUAUUUCCGGAUUCCGAAUUCUCAAAGUCUAUAGGUAUACCAAGGCUAAUUGAUCCCGAGGCCACUUCUUUUCAUGGAAUACUACUUCUACCUCAUUCUCUUUUUCAAACUCCAAUUGAAAAUUCCGUAUGUCCUCAUAUUAACUGCUCUGAAAGGGAAGAACCAAAUGCCCAAUGGAGUAUUCUUACUACCCAGUUCGUAUCGGGUUUGCCGAAUGGAGGCGAAAACUAUCGUCAGAAGAGUCAAGGAAAUUCAGCUAAUGCAGGUGCUGAUUGCAAUAUGGAUGGCCUCAUUGAUGUGGAUGACCCGUUCAAUUUCACACCAAUGAGUCCACAGGAAGCUUUAGAUUCCUUUGAGGAAGGUGAAGUUACUGAAGUUCUCCCAAUCCCUGGUGCACCAGUUUGUGGAAAUUCUGGCGAUUCCUCUGCCGCUUCUUGUGAUAUGGAAUUAGAGACUUCAAUUGAUUCUAACAUCCCUAUCUCUCCUGUAAAAUCAUCCUCCCACUGUUUCAGUGCGGAUGCUGCUGAAAUUCCCGUUCCAGAAAUUCCUGUUCAAGUCAGCCAUCAAUUCCUUCUUCCUAAUGCUGUUGACUCUGAUUAUAACGCUUGGAUUAGGCAGAGGAAGGAACAGGAGAAGGUUCAUGAGUCAUCUUUAGAUGUUCGUAGCUGUGAAUACUUCAGUCCAGAGAGUCCUGAGCAAGUUAUUGAUCUUGGAGUUAUGCCCUCUACACAAAAAUCUUUUAGAUCUCGAAAUCAAUUUUCCUCCACACGUAAACGUUCACCCAAAGAGGAAGAAGAAGGAGAGAUUGUUGAUGAUGAGGAGGAAUCAGAUUCCUCAAUUGAAAAAUAUCGCUCAUCUCAUCGCCACAACUAUAACGACAGCAAAUUCCGAAAAGAUAAUUCGAGGGAUCGGACAUAUUCAAGACGAAGGCGUUCGCCGCGGUCACCAUCUCCGAUACAUAGAAAACGUUCUAGAUUUUCACCACAACCCCCUCUGCCACGUCGUAGGUCGCCCCCACCUUCUAAAAAACGGGAUCGGCAUUUGUCUGAUGUGGACUAUCGAACAACAAUAUGUCGUCCAGAGAAAAGUUCGGUUAGUCCGAGACAUUCGCGGUCGAAACCGGUUGAGAAGGAUAUGGACUAUAGAGGAUAUGAUGUAUACGUACCGAAAUAUACAGAACAAUCCAAGGUACUUCCACCAAUGAAAGUUUUCGAUUAUAGCAGUAAAAAUUCUCUUCUUGGAAGUGGUGAUGGGCGAGGAAGAUAUAUGGGUCGUAAUGAGAGGGGAAAUUCAACAAGUGUGCAUAGCCGGUUCCACACUAGAGAUUCCACGUCAUCACCACCACUUCAUCCUUCGUCUCAUCGACCUAAAUGCUUGAUUGAUCGUGUUCCACAACUUCCGCCUACUUCUUCUCUUUUACCCUCAAAUGUACAGCGUCAUCCCUAUUCGUCGUAUAACCUGAAUUCAGCACCUAAUUCAUCCCUUAGAAGGGGAAGGGGUCAUGUAUUAACAGCAAGACAUUAUAUAAAUUAA